This is a messenger RNA of Naegleria fowleri, 2097 nucleotides long. RefSeq lists its product as uncharacterized. The record is from RefSeq and is a predicted model, not a curated record. Bases 1 to 2097 code for a protein of 698 amino acids. NCBI's taxonomy places the organism in Eukaryota, Heterolobosea, Eutetramitea, Acrasida, Naegleriidae. The transcript has a single exon.
AUGAAAAAACACUCUUGUGCACUCCUUCGGAAAAAUCAUCAUCAUCGAUAUGGUGUUUGUUCUUCUUCUUCACAACAACAACAACAACUACUGAAAUUCAAUGUAAAAAGGAAUCUAGGAUCUAGGAUCUCAUCCUCAUUUACCUUACGAUCCUUUUCAACAUCUUUUAAAACAACAUUUCCAUCGGACUCUUCAUUAUUACAAUCAAACCAUCAUGGUACUACUACUACCAAUGCUAAUACUACUACCAACACUCUGAAUACCACCAACACUACUACUAAUACCACCACUACCACUCUGAAUACCACCAACACUACCACUGAACAUGUUGUUGAAUCUUUUCCCAAACUAAUCCAAACCAUUUCCUAUCCAAUUCCAUCUCAUAGCAUUCUCUGCAAUUCUUCUCAACGUGUUCAUUGUGUCUUUGAAAAAACAUUUCAUCUUUCUCAUCUUUCUAUACCUCUCUCUUUAGAAAUUAAUACAAGAAAUUUAAAUAUUGAAUUUUGUGAACAUGAAGAGGAUUCAUUACGAGUUGAAAUGUACACUCAUAAUUGUAAUGAAUAUUCAUGGUAUAAUCUCAACAAUACUCCACAAGGAUUCUUUUCAGAUUACAAAUUUGAAUAUUUAUAUAGAGAAUUGACAAACACAUUGAGAUUUAAUGUUCAUCAAGCUCCUCUUCCACCUCUCUUGACUCGAUUCAAAUUACAUACCUAUUAUGCUCCUGUAUUCUUUCUUCCAAGUUUUAUUUCUAAAUAUUUGGAUGAGAAAUUCAUCAAAUAUGGAACGAUGAAAAUUUAUUUACCAAAAAAGUCUAAAAAUUCCAUUCGAGUUGAAACAGAUAUUGGAAAUGUCAUUUUUAGAGGAAUUAGUAACAUUUCAAAUGAAGUAUCCGUGAAAUCUACAUUUGGAACUCUCUAUGUGAGUGAUGGUGGAAUUUCAAAUGUUAAUCAUUUUCAUAUUGAUAUGCAAUAUGGUGCAUGUUAUAUCAAUACUGUGAAUCAUGUGAAGAAUCUCAACAUUUAUCAUCGAUGGUCAAGAGAGGAAGAUUGGAACACGAGUGAUAACAUUGUAUCAUCCACUGGAAUUACGAUUGAUCACAUUGAAUCCAAUAGUCAUGUAAAAAUUCAAACUUUAAAUUCAAUCAAUAUUGAAUUGAAUCAAUUGAAUUUGGCGGGAAAUUGUCAAGUAGAAAUUUCAUGUCUCAUGAAAGGACAAGAAUGGAUGUUUACAAAAAAGGGAAUUCAAGUGUUUGUUUCUAACAAUAGUACAACAACAACAACAACAUCUUCUCAUCAUGAUGAUUCUCAACCAAGCCAUACAUCAUCAACUGUUGCCAACAACCAAUCCAACAAAUUGAAAAUCUAUUCCGAUGCUAAUCCUGUUUUUCUUUAUUUUGAUAAGAAUUCAUCAAGUAACUAUGAUGUGUUGGCAUUAACUCGAUGGAGUGAUGUCUCUUUUGAUUCUCAACACAUUCUCUAUGAUGGAUUUUUAGAUGUGAAUCAAUUUAGAGGAAUUGUUGUUUCUAGAAAUGACUUGAAAAGAUUAAGAGAAUUAUCUGAGCAAACAAUGGAACAAAAUAGUACUACUAAUACUAAUACUACCACCAACACUACUACUACUACAGAUUCUUUGACAGAGGCGACAUCCUCUGCAGAAUCUAAUAAUCCAACAACAACGACAGGUAGCAGCAAAUCAUUUUCAACAAAUGUUCAUUCGAGUGACGGAGAAUGCACACAUCCAAUUUCUGGACACAUUUCACUAAUCACCAAACAAGGUCCUAUUUUUAUGAAACAAUAUGAAUAUGUCAACAGUGCUGAAGAAUUCUCUAAUACUUUCAUUGAAAAGAGAUUAAUCAUUCAAAAACAACAAGUAGCAAAAUAUUUUGUGCAUAUUUUUGGAAUGGAAAUUGCCAAAAAGGAUUUAUUUGUGUAUGGCUUGAUCCCAAUUGCUAUUUUCAUGCUACUUGUUGUCGACUUUUUCUAUGUCAUACCAACAUUUGGAAGACAAUCCGAAUUGAAAGAAUCUGGAGGAUUGGCUUCGAUGGGAAACACUGGAACGAUUCGUGUGGCUCAACGAGAAACAACGAAAGAGAAAUAG